Molecule: messenger RNA, 2211 nt
Organism: Phytophthora nicotianae INRA-310
Lineage: Eukaryota; Oomycota; Peronosporomycetes; Peronosporales; Peronosporaceae
Exons: 2
Coding region: 1-2211 (736 amino acids)
Biological process (GO): (1->6)-beta-D-glucan biosynthetic process
Cellular component (GO): plasma membrane; endoplasmic reticulum membrane
Molecular function (GO): glucosidase activity
Source: RefSeq, a predicted model, not a curated record
AUGCAACACGUCCACUACGUUACAGUGUCAGUCUUGGCACUCUGGUGGAUAGCCUCGCUUGUAUUCGUUACGGCCGAGAACAACACCUUGACGUACCCCACCAAGUCGGGUCUCCUACCUUGGGUCGACCCCGACACACCCAAGGACAAAUACGUGUACACCAGCUCUCGCGGUCGGCGAUGGGAUCUCGUCAUGAGCGACGAGUUCAAUGUGGCUAACCGCAGUUUCCGACCCGGUGACGAUCACAUGUGGACUUCUCUCGAGAAACCCGACGGUGUCAACGGCGCACUCGAGCUUUACUCCCAUAACAUGACUUCGACUAAAUGCGACGACGACGGCACCUGCUACUUCUACAUUGAGACCAUCGACGAAGUAAACGUCAUCCAUGUCUACAACAUGUACACGCAUCCCCCGAGCUUCCAAGAUGUCUACUUCUGGUAUCGUGGUGCAAUGGUACAGUCGUGGAAUAAAUUCUGUUACCAAGGCGGUAUGUUGGAAGUACGAGCUCAACUACCCGGGGUGACUGAUCCGGAGUCAGGGAACCCCGAUGUCGCUCUAGGAGAGAACGGCAAAGUCCAAAACACUAAGUAUUACCCGACAUGGCCCGGUAUUUGGAUGCUGGGUAACCUUGGACGCGCCAUUUUCUCGGCAUCGACCAACCGAAUGUGGCCCUAUUCGUACAACGAAUGCGACGCCGACGUCUUUGAUCCAACUUUCCAACGUAUCAGCGCCUGCGACGACAAUCCAGGAUACGGUCUCAACCCGAACCAAGGUCGCGGUGCACCGGAGAUCGAUGUUCUGGAAGGUGGUGGUUUAGCCAUCUCGUCUUCUCUACAGAUCGCCCCAGGUAUGCCGGACGACUAUCGUCUCUUUCCCGUUGACACGUCAACUGGUGACUUCAGCUACUGUUUGUACAGCUACAACUGUUUGACACCUGGUGCCAACUACAUUGACGUCCCGACAUCAUACUACCAGCAAGAACGUGGCCACAAGUCGUGGUAUCAAGGUCUUCGCUAUGCUGCGAAUAAUUACUGUGACCAGAAUGCAGAGGAAAAACAAGACUAUGACACGGUCGCUGCGUCGGUUAAGAAAGGCAUUACGGAGAACACGUGCUCAGUCGACACUUGUCCAGCAUCUGGAGAUGUCAACGCUGACUUAAGCGUGAUCGAUGGAGGAAAGAACCACUGGGGUAUUAACUCUAACGGCACGUGCUAUCCACUCAUGAAUUCCUACAUGGGCUCGUACUUGUGUGACCCGGACAACACGUUCUCCAAGUGCGCAAGUCCUCGUAACGAGAGCACGACGCCCAAGUCGAAUGCCAUGAGUUCGUUUAACUAUCAGAUGGACGCUAUCUCCUCCAAUUGGCCGAUCCAUUUCGGUGCGUAUACAGGUUUCUAUGACUACCAAGUGGAGUGGGUAACCGGUGAGAAUGGCUACGUUCGAUGGUUGCUACAUGGAGAGCCUCUCUUUGAAGUCACGACUGAAUCGGUCGUCAACGUGCCGCAGAACGCGAACAAGACCAACCCGAAGAAGAUCAUGAUUGAGGAGCCCUUGUAUGUGAUUUUCAACGUGGCUUUGUCGAGUUCAUGGGGUACGACACCUCCAAACCCGGGCCAGGAAUGUCGCGGCGACGGCAAAGACCCCACGACGAACGAUCUUGGAGAUGACCUCGAACCGGACAACUACAUGCAAGUUGGUUGUGACCCGGCCAGUCACCCGACGAAGGAGUGGAUUGAUGCGCAUAUCGACGAAUACGAAGACGACGACAACAAGUGGGAGGAGGUUGCAGGCAAGGCGUUUUGCAAGACUAGUGACGACUGUACCAUCGGCGGUACCCUUUCCAGAACAGCUUUAAAGACGGGCAAAUGUGUUAAGCAACGCUGUGAAUGUUUGUACCAUUCGUGGGGUGGUCCUCGCUGCACUACGGCCGUCUCCGGGUCGAGUUCAGCUGGUUUGAUGAGCAGGACGUUCGGUCCGCCGAUUGAGGCCGCAAUUGCCGUCGCUAGUGUGAUUAUAUUGAUGACAAUGGCCAUGGUUCACGUGGGGUCCGUCACUACCGCGAAGAAAACCAAAGCCGUAAUGGCAGCCUUGGAGGCAGAGCGUAAAGUUGCUGCUCCCGUGUCGACAGCCCCGACCAGCGAAACGAGCAGCAAUCGCGGCUCACAUCUCGCUGCUCUGUCGAAAGACAAUUAUCGUCAGAAUUUCGUUUAG